AACAGCCGGAGUGAAAACUUGAGGCGCUGACCGCGGUGCUGACGCGCCGCUCGGACCUGUGCUGACCCGAGCUCCGGCCAAACACCGACCAACCGACGUUCCCAGCCAUGGCAUGAACCAAAACCGCAUCCGACGUCACCGCGCACAGUAACAUGGACGGACGACUUGUGGAAUUAAAGCAGGAAUGAACACUCGGCAGCAUGCGUCUCCAGACGUCAAUGUGUGGCACACUUUCGUAGCUGCAUCGAUUUCAUGCGAAAAAUGAACCACAGCAAUAUAGGUGCCCUUCAAGCGUUGGAGAUCUGAGGUUUUUUAUCUGAAAAGAGGAACUCCUGAAAGCAAGAAAUGGCUCGUCUGCUUGUUCUGAUCAACUCUGUGGUCCUGUUGCUUUUUGGCAGCGACGUGUUCUUGGUCGGAGCGAAUCGACCACCUGCACCUGUCAACGUGUCCGUCAUGCACCUACGGGCUGAUUCAGCAACUGUAUCCUGGGAUGUUCCAGAGGGAGAUAUAAUAAUUGGUUUCUCCAUCUCACAACAAAGGCAGGACGGGCACAUGCUGCGAUUCAUCCGUGAGGUCAACACCACCAGUCGCUCGUGCGUUCUUUGGGACUUGGAGGAGGAGACGGAUUAUAUCAUCCAAGUCCAGUCAAUCGGUCUCUACGGGGAAAGCCAAGCCAGCAAGAAAGUUCAUUUUCGCACCCUCAAGAAGUCUGACCGCUUCCCCUCCAACAGCUCCAAUCAAGAUGACCCCACUGUGCAAGGUCUGGAUAAAUUCCGGCAUCUGCAAACUGGCGAGAUGAUCAUCAUUGUGGUAGUUUUGAUCAUGUGGGCAGCCGUUAUCGCCUUAUUCUGCCGGCAGUAUGACAUCAUCAAGGACAAUGACUCCAGUAACAAUAAGGAGAAAGCCAAGCCGUCAUCGGAGAGGAGCACGCCAGAGCAUCACAGUGGGGGGCUGCUGAGGAGCAAAUUUCAUCCUUCUGUGCCAUCUAUCAACAUAAUUGAGGUGUGAGGAGGCGGCAACAGCAGACGUCAGAGAUCUGUCUUUGUUCUCACAUCAAGACAUUUUCAACUUUUCUGCCUGAGUAGCAGGAAAAAUAAAUAAUCCUGACAGUUUGUUUUGUU
Thalassophryne amazonica is the source of this 1121-nucleotide messenger RNA. RefSeq names its product fibronectin type III domain containing 4a (gene fndc4a). Gene Ontology annotation, molecular function: protein binding. The record is from RefSeq and is a predicted model, not a curated record. Bases 346 to 1008 code for a protein of 220 amino acids. Lineage: Eukaryota; Metazoa; Chordata; Actinopteri; Batrachoidiformes; Batrachoididae. The transcript is spliced from 6 exons.